UGAAGGAUCAAAGAAGAUCAAGAUGAAAUGUUCUGAAUUUGCCCAUCAGAGAGCGCUGUGGGACUGCAUCACCUUUUGAGCAACUGGCCAGGAAUCGACCAGGAGAAGUGAGCAAUGUCCUUUGGGCAGAGAACCUCUUGCUUCUGCUGAAACUGUAUUCUGCCUGAUUCUUGAGCGUUCCAUCCCUCUUGCCAAUCUGCACAGCGGCAACUGACUGGUCUUAAGUAAGCACCUCUACCCUUCCCAGGGUCACAGUGGAAGGACCAUGGCAGACACUGGGGAGGGGAAAAAAGAGGAGGCAGAUUAUAAAAGACUUCACAGCUUCCCGCUGAUCAGGCACACAGACAUGCCAGAGGAGAUGCGUGUGGAGGCCAUGGAGCUGUGUGUCACUGCCUGUGAGAAAUAUGCCACCAACAAUGAGAGCGCUGCUAAGAUGAUCAAAGAGACGAUGGACAAGAAGUUUGGCUCCUCCUGGCAUGUAGUGAUUGGUGAGGGCUUUGGCUUUGAGAUCACCCAUGAGGUGAAGAACCUGCUGUACAUGUUCUUUGGCGGCAGCCUGGCUGUUUGUGUCUGGAAGUGCUCUUGACAAAUCUCAUGUCCCUGGCUCACCACAUACAAGGGAUUUCUCUUUCUCGGGUUUUUGUACAAUCUUGAGGCAGGGCUUUAUUUUAAUAGGAAAUUUUGGGUGGGUUUUUUCAUACUUACAUACUAGUUUCCUGAGAUACUCUGUGUGUGAGUAAAAUCUACUGAACUAUCUAAUACAAGUUUGAAGAGUAUCUCACUUCAAUCUUGUGUGUCUCUUUGCUUAAAUGAUAAGGGUAGGAAGGGAUCUGGUGGGCAGGUAAACCCAUAGGAUGUUUAUGAAGCCAUUCAUCAGAGCUAGGAGUGUGUGCAAAAGGAAAAAGGGUGCUAAUCAAGCUAUACCAUCUUUUUCUCUCAUAUUUCCACACUGGUUUCUCUCUUCUUUGAAGUCCCUCCUACACCAUAGAAAGGUUCUGGAGACCAAUGUCUGUCCCAUUCUGAUCCAUCAGUGUUUUGUUUCUUGUUUUCUUUCUUUCUCCAUCUUGGAUGACCUCUUGGAACAGGUCAUAACAAGAAUCCUCUCACACUGUCCCAAACAGUGCUAGGGGCUAAGUCUGCUUUCCUGCACUUCUCUCCCACUCUCUGGGCCAAGAACAUGACAGCUGAAUUGCCUGGGUGUGAGAAGAAAUAGAUAAAUUAAAAAUCCAAACCCAGUGGGUAGUUGCUAUGCAAACUGACCCCUCCUUCUCACACCUACUAAGCAGCAGCAUAGCUCUAAAAUGUUUGCAGUUGCUGGCACAUUGGGGAGUGGGUGAGAACUCAAUACAGCAUUUUAAUGUAUUCUUAAGGGAAGCAAAAGAUCUGGGCACAGCAUGGAUGCCAGUAUUGUGCACAAUCAAUACCUUAUUUAGAGGUUUGUAGUAGGAGGGAGCUCCAUGUGAGCUGCCAGUUUGUCAGUCAUCUUAGGUUUAAUAUACAUUUGUUCGUUGGUCUGCUUUAUCUUUUUUAAAGCUGUGGGGAAGGUGUUAAGAGAGAGAAUGAACCUACUUGUAUUUUACAUAAGUGAUUUAUUUAUAUGAAUAUGGGGAUUUUUUUAACAAUAAAAAGUUUUACAAUGAG
Pelodiscus sinensis (Chinese soft-shelled turtle) is the source of this 1641-nucleotide messenger RNA. It is a transcript of the gene DNAL4, whose product is annotated as dynein axonemal light chain 4. The record is from RefSeq and is a predicted model, not a curated record. Lineage: Eukaryota; Metazoa; Chordata; Testudines; Trionychidae. Gene Ontology annotation, biological process: microtubule-based process. Gene Ontology annotation, cellular component: dynein complex.